CAGUUGUUGAAGGCUACGCACAGAGCUUCAAAGUAAAUUGUCAACCUAGAACUCAGUGCUUUUACAAACACUCCAUACACUUGUGUAGCCAAAAUGCAUGGUUCCAUGCAAACGGACAGCAAAUUACAUAACCCAAAAAUCUGGUUUACCCAUCUGGCACAACUUACAGACUUGAGUAAUAAAUAGAGAAAUAAAGUUCUCAUCUGUGUAACACAUAUCUGAAUGAAAUGGAUACACCUUAAAUGCAUCCAAUUUAUAUCACCUAAGCCUAAACGCAUGUACACAAACCUGCAUUGCUUCAUUCCUUGCAAUUUGAGAUGGAUCCUUCUUUCUUCAAGCCCCUUGUAGGAGACUUCUCUCGAAAACUGCUCAUACCUCCGGCUUUUGUUGAGAGGAUGGAAGGGAAAUUAGGUUCCGAAUUGGCACUUAAAUAUGAAUGCGAAAGGGUGUACACUGUCCAGGUUGAGAAAUUAGAAGAGGGGCGCUUCUUCUUUGUAAAUGGCUGGCCUCAAUUUGUUGCUGAUCAUGGACUAGAUUAUGGUGAUUUUGUUGUUUUUAGGCUCGUUCAGGACUCAACCUUCCAAGUCACGGUAUAUGAUCCAAGCAUGUGUGAAAAGGAUUGUUGCGAUUCACAUAGAAACAAGAAUGGUGAUCGAACUGCAGGGAAAGUAAUCAAAGAGGAAGCAAGAACCAGCUUAGAUCAAAAUACCAGUUCUCGAGUGGAUCUUACAGAGGAUGACGAAGAAACUGAUGCAAAGAUGGAGAUCGAUGAUGAACCAAAAGAGGCCACUUCAAAUGAUGAUGCUCCAUCAUUUCGACUUCUUUUAACCGAAGCCAACAAAAUUUGGAUACCUCUCCCACUAUUGUUCGUGAGAGAGAGUGGGCUAGCAGACAAGGAACAGAUCAAGCUGAGAGAUCCAGACGGUAAAAAGUGGCUGGUAAAAGUAAUAAAUGAAGGUAAGAAAGCAGCAUUGACAGUUGGAUGGACUCGUCUCUUUGUGGCACACAGACUCAAAAGGGGGGACACCUGUAUUUUCACAUAUGUGAGAAGAGAAGGUAGCAGUGGUAUUAUUCAAGUUGAUAUGAAAAGAGGGAGAGGAAGGCCUCCCAAAAAAGAAUCUAGCUAGUGUCUAGUGUUACCAAGUUCACAAAAUCCUAUAUAUCUUGCUCUGCUACCAGUAUUAUGUAUGACCAGUGACUGACUGGCCUGGGAUUUGACACAAGGCUGCUUAAUGUUGUUUUCAAAAGGAAAUUAUUCUAGUGCAAGCUAUCUAGCUCAACAUUAUUCCAAGUCGUUUAUUAUUAGGUGAUCGAUUCUCUCAAAAUCUCGAGGUGCAUCGAACUCGUCCGUCUGAUACCACCAUGUUAAGUGUUCAAUUUUUUUAAAAUCUCCGGGUAUCAGGAAGAGGGCUUAUAUGACAUGUUUUGUAGUAUUGUAUUGGCAAGGCCUUGAUAACAAUUUACUCCCACCGUCUUUUGCAACAGACAGCCUAUGUCUAUCACUCUGUCCCUGUAAAUGACAAACAAA
This is a messenger RNA of Daucus carota subsp. sativus, 1528 nucleotides long. RefSeq names its product putative B3 domain-containing protein At5g66980. Lineage: Eukaryota; Viridiplantae; Streptophyta; Magnoliopsida; Apiales; Apiaceae. Gene Ontology annotation, molecular function: DNA binding. The transcript is spliced from 4 exons. The record is from RefSeq and is a predicted model, not a curated record. Bases 318 to 1127 code for a protein of 269 amino acids.